Lecanosticta acicola is the source of this 1570-nucleotide messenger RNA. NCBI's taxonomy places the organism in Eukaryota, Fungi, Ascomycota, Dothideomycetes, Mycosphaerellales, Mycosphaerellaceae. The record is from the annotation of a GenBank genome assembly.
AUGUCCAUCUUGAAACUGCCGACAGAGCUUCUGGACGAAGUCUUCUCAUACCUGGAUUGGGACCGCUCAGAGUAUCUCUACCCAACGAAGCCGGAUAUCAUCAAUGCAAGCCUCUCUUGCAGAGAGCUCCGGGAAGCUUUAAUUCCCUCGGUCUUCCGUGAUGUCGUCCUGAGACUGCGGUGGGCAGGAGGGCAACUUGUUGAGCCUCGCCUCUAUACGUUGCGGACCGAACAUCCUGAGCUUGCAAGACAUAUUCGAUGCGUCUACAUACGGUAAGCCGAUCUCAGCGAGAGCUCGACCUUUUCUUCUCUACAUUCUGUCUCUGGGCGCCGCCCGGUUUGUAACAGACUAGAUGUGCAUAGGCUGACCAGAUACGCGACAGUACUGAAUAUGAACAAUGCCAACACUGUGCAGAGAGAGGCGAUCCCCAACCCUUUACUGUGCCCCAGAAUGUGCACGACUGGUUGAACCCAUCUGGAAGCGCUGGCAGCCUACCAGUGGGCCAAGCCGGCCUGCGCACAAGGGCAGACGCACUUGCAGCCAAAAUGCUCCAGGUAGAAGAAGGACAGGCUUCGUGCCUUUCAUCAAAGGCGGAGGAGCUUGUGCUACGCAGUAAACAGGGCCAGCAGUCGCCACCGGAAAUAGACGCACUCGCAAUCGGUAAGCUUCACAGAUAUAAGCUCUUGUUAGGAUUCUAGCUGACAACAUUCCAGUCAUGCUCUGCAUACCAGCCUGCACUACUACGCUGGUAUUCAAGUCUUUGACCAACAAUGUACGGAUGGCCUCACGAGACCGUUUCGCGCACCGUCUCCUUUCCACUGCCCUCCGGCUCCUCGGGGACAGACUACAAGAUCUGACCACGGUAACAACCUCCGUCAAGAAUCCUCUCGGAAUGUCAAGACAUCAACGUCAGCCGAGAAUCCUCGCAAAGAGCAUCGAAGACUUCGACGGCAUCACGGGAGAGAUCGUACAGAACCUCCACCUCCAUCGUCUCUCCUUCGCGCUCAGCGACGAGGCCGAGAUGAAACCCCAGACCUACCCUCCUGAUCUGUUCUCCGCGGGCUACAGUCGCUGGCAUCAAGCAGCAGACAACGUCCGAGAACUAAACAUUUGCUACGUACGAGCCGAAGCCCGCGAGCUUCUGCAACUUCUGAAGGGGUUCCACUCCCUCCAACGCCUCUCGUUCCGAGACUGUGUGCUGCGAGUCCAGUCCAAUGCCCUGCCAGCUCCACGACAAGUCCGGUUCGAGGCGCAGCAGAACGUCUGGCUCUUAUUCGCCAUCGAACUCCGUCAAGCUCUGCAGCACGUCAAGAUCCACAUGCGUGACAUACGCUCACAUGGAGAACAAGCGUACCUGACGCCUUCUACCGUCGCGUGGCUUCUCUCGCAAGCCGUGCCGCCCGGUGCUCUUAUUGAUGCGGACCGUGAAGAGCGGCUCAUGCAGGACUUCGGCAGCUUCUUACCGCUGUGGCUCGCCGAGGACAGCGAGAGAGGUGCGGCGGCUGCAGAGGAUUGGGUGAAUACACGAGCAGCUCUCAGCGACACGGCUAUGAGCCGACGGUGGAGAUGA